This is a messenger RNA of Paramecium tetraurelia, 1024 nucleotides long. RefSeq lists its product as uncharacterized. Lineage: Eukaryota; Ciliophora; Oligohymenophorea; Peniculida; Parameciidae. The record is from RefSeq and is a predicted model, not a curated record. The transcript is spliced from 7 exons.
UGCAAUUAUAUCGAUGUAAGAAGUCAUUUUAACAAACGAUGCAAAAGCAAAAGUCCUCCAUGAUUACCUAUCUCAAACAUAUGUUCCACAACUCAGUGAUCAUCUUUUUAAGACAGAUGAGUAUUUAAAGAAAGAAGCAGAAGAUUUUGAAAAGAUUAUUAAUCAAAGUGAUGAAUUAACAGAAGAGCUAGUUGAAAAAAAAACAGUGAUAAGUAGAACUGUCAAACAGCUAAUAGAUAAAAUAUAAUCUGAAUAGGAAAAACUCAAAAAAAGUGAAACCUAUAAAAAAGGUAAGAAAGAUGAAUUGGCUGCUAUUCAAAAAGCCAUAGAUUCAAUUUCAAGUGCUAUGAAAGAAACUUGUUCAAAAAUUGAUUCAAAAGAACUGAAUAAAAUAGGUCAAUUACCACAAGGAAUGGAUUAAUUCAUGUCGAAAUUGUUCCACAUCAUAUACAAUGAGGAUCAAGGCAAAUUCAAUUGGGCUGAUUUCAAAAAGAAAGUUUUUGAUUAAGAUAAAGGGGCUGACUUUUAAAGUAGAUUAGCUAACUUUUAAUUUAAAGGAGUAAGUCAAGAGAAAGAAAACUUAUUAUUGGAGAUGAAGGCUGAUCCUUAAUUUUAGAAGGUCUUCUAAGAUCCUCAAUACACAAAAGCAUUUUUGGAUAUUGCUGAUUGGAUUCACUUUUCCGUUUCAGGUAUUGAAAAUUAAAAAAAAAAGGAUCAAUCAGCAGUAGAAUUUGAAAGAAUCGACAAAGAAUUUGCAGGCAGAAAGGUUGAAUUAGAAAGCUAUCAAAGAACCCAUGAUUUUUGGGUUUCAUAACUUAAAUACGUUGAGGAUUAACAAGUGUUAUUGCAUUAACUGUAACCAAACAUUAAGCAAGUGGCUCAAGAAAUCUCAGGUAGCAAAGGGUUAUUGGAACAACACAUUGGAAAAUUCAUUUAGGGAGCUGAGAAAAUUAAUGAGUUAAUGAUUCCAAACAUAUGAUAGUAUAAUAAAACAAUAAUUUAUAAGUCAUAAUUCUUACAAAAA